Molecule: messenger RNA, 6210 nt
Organism: Drosophila elegans
Lineage: Eukaryota; Metazoa; Arthropoda; Insecta; Diptera; Drosophilidae
Gene: rols
Product: protein TANC2
Exons: 7
Coding region: 884-5935 (1683 amino acids)
Molecular function (GO): protein binding
Source: RefSeq, a predicted model, not a curated record
UCAAAGCUCGCGCAAGCGUACCGCAUGCGAAUCGGAAAAGAGCCGACUCCGAUCGGAAAAUCAUCUCGAGUCGCGAUCGAUCAGCCGGCAUUUUCUGGCCCGCCACUCUGGAUACGGUUUCAAAUCGCAAAACGUGCCAAGCUCCUUGGAAAAUGUGCGAAAAUUGCUAAUUUAAACAACGCUCCCAUGUGACGUAUGCGUAAUGUGACCACUGUGCGGAUAAAUGUAAUAUGCUUACCUGAGUAUAAAUAGAUACGACUAUAUGUGUAUGUGUGUCAUUGACUAGGAAUUUUGUUUCGUCUGCAAAAUGUGCAAAGUUUUUUACUGUUUACAUGGCGAAAUUCCAAGAGUCCCAAACUGAGUCACUGGCUAAGACAAAAUGAGAUAAGAUAACCAUUUACAAGUAGUAACCAGUACAAAGUAGAAAAUUAAAUAAUGAUUAUAAAGGUUUUUUUUUAACAUAAAAAUAAAUAAAUUAUACGUUAUAUAUAAGCCAAUUAGUAAUCAUGUAAAACUCUUUGCACAACAACUCUAAACAGAACCAAAAACAAAUGUUAAGUGUGAAGAAAAUUAAAAUGAUAAAUAUAAAUAAGUGUUUUUUGUAAAGCGUUCAACGCCGGCUCUGUAGAUGUAUUACGAAAACGAAUUUAACGAAAAAGCAUAAAGGAAAAAUCCACAAAAGUACGUGCUAUAAAAAGUGUAUAAAAAGGGCAGAACGAACGAGGAAUUUGGUGCAAGAAGCUGGCCAAAAUCGACUUGAAAGGAUUCGCAGCUGGAACUGCAUCCAUCCAGAUACUAAUACAGAUUCGGAUACCUUUACCAUUGCCGAUACAGAUACGGAUACAUACAUGAGGCAGCCAGCGAACUACAAAAGAUACAUGCCAUGUUCCCACUAACCAACCGCUCUUCGAGUGGCAAUCGCACCAACAACAAUACGAACAACAACCACAACAACAACAACAAUCAGACCACGAGCUUUAUAAUCGGAGGUACCAGCAAUAUUAACAACAACAACCACCAGAUCGGUGGCACCAACAACACUAAGGAUAAAGGAAAUUUUGAAAAUAAUUGGAGCUGCAAUAAAACAACCGGUCGUCGAUCUGGAAGUGGAAAUAGCUGCAGUUUUUUAGAUCUCCAGUCCAUUCGACGUCUCCUGGAACACGAUGCCAGUGGAUCCGUGUGCCCCUCCUGCCGCAUAUCCUUCGACAAGGGCAAGAGACGGAAACUGAUCGACACCUGUGGCCACGAGCGCUGCUAUUCCUGCAUGUUCCGCAACGACCAGUGCCCCAUGUGCAUGAACAGCUCGCUGAGAGAUGUUGAUGGCGCCAAUGCUCAGGGCUACGACACCGGAAUCGGUGGAUCCACAUCCACGAUUGUGAGUCCUCUUGGAUCCCCGCAGCCGCAGCUCAGAUCGCAUGCCCAAAGGAACGCGGCUCUGGCGCGCUAUAUGCAGCAGCACCGCCAGGAGUCACAGUCACCGGACUACCACCACCGCUAUGCGAGCAAUGGCAAACUGCCCCGGGCUGUGGCCUCUACCAAUGGCAAUGCAUUCUCCACCGGCACCGGCACCACGCAAACGGUCACCGUGGAUGUGCACCACCUGAGCGGAGGAGCCGUGGCCUCCGCCGCCAAGCAGCUGAUGGCCCACGGCAACGGCAUCAGUGGCCACAGUCGCAGCAGCAGCCUGAGCCACAACAUCCAUGCGUCGGCCUACAGCGAACUGAGUGCCGCACCACCGGCCUUUGCCACUCCGCCCACGCGUAGGCGGUUCUUCAACCACAAGAAUCUGCGCAGUGCCCUCACUGGAGGAGGUAAUGGAGGAUCUGGCGGAGGAUCAGGAGGAGGAGGAGGAGGUGCUGGCGGAGUGGGCGUCGGCCAUCGACGCACUGCCUCCAAUGGGGGCUGUCCCAUUGACACGGCAUCAAUCCUAUCAGGCGAUCAUCCGCAUCAGCAUCAUCACCAUGACAACCAGAAUGUGGGCAAGGAGUCGAAUGCCCUGAACACAUCGACCUGCUCGGAUUCGGCGGUCACAAGAAGGCGUCGCAAGAAUGUGAGCAAUCACAACCUGAAGACCUCGGCUCGCCAUGGAGCCAGCAGCGAAAAUCGCCUGAACAGGCUCAGUUUGGCCGGAACAUCCGUUUACGCCGGUCAUUUGUCCUCAUUGGUCUUCGGCAAGAUCAAGUCCCUGUGGAGCGUCAACUCCUCCAACUCGAGUGAGGCGGGACUGAACCAACUAGCAGGAAGCGACGCCCUGGACCACCACGCCUCGCUCCUGAACGACAAGCUGCAGAAGGACCAGCUGCACGCCCGCCUCGGCCUGCUGCUCAACGAUCCCGGCAGCAAUGGCAACAGCAGCUCCAGCGGCAGUGGCUGCGAGCCCAUCUCGGCCCACUCCACGACCAGCACCACCAGCAGCAGCGGCGUGGGAGCGGCCAGCACCACCACGAGCGGAUCCUCGCAGAACGUCAGUCCGGAGCAGACGCUGGCCAGCGGCGGCGGGCUGCUCAGCGGCAGCCAACUGUCGGUGGCCACCAGUCACGGGCUGAAGGAGGAUGCACUGAGUCUGUGUGGCAAGUUCAAGGCCGGCUGCUCCAUGCUGCACGUUUACGAAGCGCUUCCAAGCAAGAGUCGCAAAGGAAAUGUCCGGAGAUCGACACGUGGUCAGCAGGCAUCCGGUUCCAGCUCCUCUUCGGCAGCAGCAGCAGCGGGUAUCCAGGGAUCCAGGGUGACAGCCUCCACGCUGGCAGCAGUUCAACUGGCCCUCAAGCCGCUGUUUUUCGAGGUGCCGCUGCAGGAGCCGGAUCCGCCGUACGUGGGUCGCCAGUGGCUGGUGCAGCAGCUGUCCAACAUUCUGCUCGGCACGGAGACGCGUGUGGUGCUGAUCAACGGACAGCCGGGCACCGGCAAGACCGCCUUCUGCCUGCAACUGGUGGAGUACUCCUGCUUCGGCCGCCGGCAGAUGCAGGACGAUCCCGAUGGCAUCUACAGCCAGCUCCAGCUGGGCGCCCACUGUGAGCGCAUGCGGGGAUUGGCCUCCCACAUGGUGGGCUACCACUUCUGUCAGGCGGACGCCAAUCUCACCUGCCAGGUGCCGGACUUUGUGCACUCCCUGGCCGCCCAGCUGUGCCAAGCGCCCCAGCUGACCGCCUACAGGGACUACCUGCUGUCGGAGCCGCACCUCCAGGACAUCCUCAGUGUGCGCGAGUGCAUCGCCGAUGCGGAGCGGGUGAUGAAGCUGGCCAUACUGGAGCCACUGGCCCAGUUGCAUCGGGCGGGCAAGAUUCCCGCCAAGGUGGCCGUCAUCCUGGUGGAUGCCCUCUGCGAGGCGGAGUACCAUCGUCCCGAUCACGGCCACACAAUAGCCAGUUUCCUCGCCCAACUCACGCCACACUUUCCGGCCUGGCUGAAACUGGUGGCCACCGUGCGGACCCAGAUGCUGGAGCUGGUCAAGGCGCCCAGCUACACGCAGCUCACGUUGGACAGUUGGGGCCAGGCGCUGCAGCAGGACAUGCUUGACUACAUUGGCGCCCGACUGGCCGACAGCCCUGAGAUCCGGUUGAACAUUGGCGGUGGAGGAGGAGGAGGUGGCGGUGGCAGUGGAAGCCAGGCGGGCGGUCAGCCGCAGACAAAGUUCGUCUCGCAUUUGCAGUCUUUGAGCAGGGGCUCCAUGCUGUAUGCCAAGCUCAUACUGGAUCUCAUUGCCCGCGGCCAGCUGGUCAUCAAGUCGUCCAGCUACAAGGUGCUGCCCGUGUCCCUGGCCCAGAUCUUCCUGCUGCACUUCAAUCUGCGCUUUCCCACCGCCCGCAGUUUCGAGCAGGCCGCCCCCAUCCUCAACGUCUGUUUGGCCGCCCUAUAUCCGCUGACGCUGGACGAGAUCUACUACAGCAUGGAGGCGCUGGGCCACGGACGCGAGUCGCUCAGCUGGCCGGAGUUCAUGCAGCGCUUCAAGCUGCUGGAUGGGUUCCUCAUCAAGCGGCUGGACAACACGUACAUGUUCUUCCACAGCUCCCUGCGGGAGUGGCUGAUGCGGCGCGACGAGGGCGAGUCCAACAAGUUCCUCUGCGACGCUCGGCUGGGACAUGCGGCCAUCGCCUUCCGGCUGUCCCGUCUGCAGGCUCCGUUGUCGCCGCAGCUCACCCUGGAACUGGGCCACCACAUGCUCAAGGCGCACUUGUACGGCGGCACCAGUUUGACCCUGCUUUCGCCAAGGGAUCUGCAAUCGUAUUGGUUGGCUGGAGCGGCGGACAACAUCUCCUCCGCUUUGGGCGCAUUGCGCAAUGUGUACAGUCCGAACUUGAAGGUUUCCCGUCUGGUCCUCCUGGCCGGAGCUUCGCCAAAUCACCGCACUGACUACAUGGGCGGAGCUCCGAUCCUCUGCAUUGCUGCGCACGAGGGCAUCCUGCCCAUGGUCAGCUUGCUGCUGGAAUUCGGCGCCGAUGUGGGUCUGACCAACAGCCAGGGCUGUACUCCGCUCAUCCUGGCCGCCAUGCGUGGCCACUGCGACGUAGUGCGUCCGCUGGUGGCCGCCGGCAGCAGCCUCGGCCAGCUGGACAUCACGCAGCGCUGUGCUUUGGUCCAUGCCGCCCGGAUGGGUCACCUCAGUGUGGUCAAGUACCUGCUGGCCUGCGACUGGUCGCCGCGUCCCCACUCGCAGGAUGUCACCAGAUCGGAGGCCCUGCAACAGGCACUGAUUGGAGCCGCCGCCCAGGCGCAUUGCAAGAUCCUGGAGGAUCUGCUGGACCUCAACGAGAGCGAGUUCGACCUGGACGUGAAUGGCAUGGAGCCGAGCAGUGGCGAAUUGGCGCUAACCGCCGCCGCCCGUCACGGAUGCGUCGAUGUGGUGGCCAUUCUGUUGUCACGCGGCGCCCAGAUCGACGCCCGGAAUCGACAGGGAUACUCCGCACUGUGGCUGGCCGUCAAGGAGGGUCACUGGAGCGUGGUGGAGCACCUGCUGCAGCGGGGCGCUCUGCUGGACGAGCCGCUGGGCCAGACGCGCAAGACGCCGCUGAUGAUUGCGGCGGAGGAGGGCCAUCUGGAGCUGGUGGACCUGCUGCUGGCACGAGGAGCGGCCCGGGAGGCGCAGGAUCACGAGGGUUUCACGGCCCUCAGCUGGGCCUGUUUGCGGGGCCACUUGGCGGCGGCCAGGACGCUCAUUGAACAUGGCUGCAAUCGCCAUCACGAGGAUCACAACGGACGCACCGCCCUGGAUUUGGCCGCCUAUCAGGGAGCCGCCAGCCUGGUGCUCUACAUUCUCGAGCAGGGCGGCAACCUGGAGCACAUCGAUGUGCAUGGCAUGAGGCCGCUGGAUCGGGCCAUCGCCUGCCGCAACAUCCAGGCCGUGCAGGUGUUCCUGCGCAAGGGUGCCAAACUGGGACCCACCACGUGGAGCAUGGCCAUGGGCAAGCCAGAGAUUCUGGUGGUGCUGCUCAACAAGCUGCUGGAGGACGGCAAUGUGCUCUAUCGCAAGAAUCGCUUCCAGGAGGCCGCCCAUCGGUAUCAGUAUGCCCUGCGCAAGAUCUCCGGACUGGAGCAGCUGCUCGAGAGGAAUGCCAUCUUUGCCCAGCUGCGGACCAAUCUGCUGCUGAAUCUGUCGCGCUGCAAGCGAAAACUUAAUGAACUUGACGCCUCCAUAGAUUUGGCCACGCAGGCGAUUGCCCAGAAGCCGCACAGCUACGAGGGUUACUAUGCGCGGGCAAAGGCGCGCAUGGAGCUGGGAGCGUUGAACGAGGCACUGGUGGACGCCAAUGAGGCGAUGCAGCAGGCCGCCCAGAGCGGCGUACUCUGCGAGGUGGUCGAGGUGCUGAAGCGCAUCCAGACCGAGCUGCUCACCCGGAUCACCAUCAGCAGCGAGGAUCAGUCCGGCAGGAUGACCAGCGGCAUCGGCGGCGGGGCAUCCGUCGUUUACGAAUCUCACCACGAGAUCACCGAUUUGUAAAUGUCGAUUGUUGUUGUGUAGUGUAGUGUUGUACUCGUCGUAUCGCCUGCGAACUAAUCGCUAUUCUAUAACUUAAGAGCUACCCUAGACCUUAACUCACUGCUAUUUAUUGCCUUCGAAUUCGAAUGUUCUUAAUCUUAAAAACAAGCUAAAACUAUUUUUGUCUCUUUAAUUUUGUCUACGCAUGUAAAAAUUAGUUUUAUCCGCUGAUUUAUUAUAAGCAUCAGUUCUUACAGAUAACAAAUAUUAAAUAAAUGCGAAUUUUGUUAAGAAAA